AUGUCGUCAUUGGUGAGUUCAUUAAAUUUAGCUCAAAGGCUACUGGUGCAAUAUUGUCAUUCCACAUUCUUCAUUCUCGGCAUGGUCGGUUCAUUGAUUAAUAUAGUUCUCUAUUCGACAUAUCGAUUACGAUCUAACUCUUGUUGCAUUUAUUUCUUAGUAUCAUCGGUCUGUGCAUUGAUACUGUUACCUAUCGGUAUAGUUCCACAAUUGUAUUCUCUAUAUAAUUCGCCCAAUCCUUUUACAACUAUUUCAAGUUUUUGCAAAGCACGAAUGUAUUUGAAUCAAACAAGCGCUAUGUCAUGUCGAUGGUUACUGGUUAUGGCUUGCCUAGAUCGUUGCAGUUCAUGUUCAACGAAUGCUUUCAUUCGUCGAUUUUCAUCUCUGCCCGUAGCAAAACGAGCUGCUUGUCUUGUUUUAAUUAUUUGCUUUAUUUUUCCAAUUCACACAUUGAUUUAUAGCAAUAUUCAACCGCCCGGUGGUAUUUCAUGCUCAAUCACAGAUGAUGGUGUUGCUGUUUAUCAUCGAUUUUACACAAUUAUCAUGGGUGGUGUAUUACCGUGUUUAAUUGUGCUUCUCGGCAGCUUAGUCAUAUGGAAACGUCUUCAAGCGAGAAAGCGUCGUCAAAUAGUUAUAUCAAAAGACGAACGAAUGCGCCGCCGAAACCAGAUUCAAGAGCAACAAGUAAUGAUUAUGUUAAUAGUACAAGUUGGAAUAUUUAUUAUUUCAACGAUUCCGUUCAUGUCCUACAAUAUCUAUGAUACAAUGACACGAACAGUGACAAACAAAUCGGCCGACCGGAAAGCGAUUGAAUCAUUUUGUAAAACUCUUUCGGAACUACUAGUUUAUCUAAUCUCAAUGUCGUUCUAUUCCAACACGUUAGUUUCGCGUACGUUUCGAAAAGAGCUCAUCUUCCUAGUCAAAUGCAUGAGCAGUUGGGGUCGCUAUCAACGUUCUACGCAAGUUCAGCCAAUAACUGCAACUGUCACACAGAACAUGGCUCCACGAAGAUUGACCAAAAUACAAACCGGUAACACAGCUAAGUGA
Adineta ricciae is the source of this 1047-nucleotide messenger RNA. NCBI's taxonomy places the organism in Eukaryota, Metazoa, Rotifera, Eurotatoria, Adinetida, Adinetidae. The record is from the annotation of a GenBank genome assembly.